Exophiala aquamarina CBS 119918 is the source of this 1440-nucleotide messenger RNA. RefSeq lists its product as uncharacterized. The transcript has 6 exons. The record is from RefSeq and is a predicted model, not a curated record. The coding region runs from base 1 to 1440 and encodes 479 amino acids. Gene Ontology annotation, biological process: transmembrane transport; carbohydrate transport. NCBI's taxonomy places the organism in Eukaryota, Fungi, Ascomycota, Eurotiomycetes, Chaetothyriales, Herpotrichiellaceae. Gene Ontology annotation, molecular function: carbohydrate:proton symporter activity. Gene Ontology annotation, cellular component: membrane.
AUGGGAACGGUCUUUGGACUGCCAUCGUUCUAUUCGUACUUCAAACUUAACACUACUGGCCCCAAUGCCACCUACGCGAACAACAUUAUUGGUGCAACCAAUGGCAUCUACUCGGGCGGUGGUAUCAUUGGUUGCCUUUGUCUCCCUUGGCUCGCCGACCAUAUCGGCAGAAAGCGCACCAUCCAGAUCACCUGUCUAAUCUGCAUCGUCGCUGUGGUCCUGCAGUGUGGCGCCGUGCACGUUGGGAUGCUAUUGAUAGGCAGGUUCCUGGGAGGGGCAAGCGCCGGCAUGAUGAAUUGUAUCGUCCCUCUGUACAUGUCUGAGGUGGCCCCGCCCGCACGACGCGGGAAGCUCGUGGGACUACACGGCACCCUCUUGGUUCUUGGAUACGGCCUCGCUGGCUGGACUGGGUUAGGGUGUUAUUUCGAGCCCAACCCACAGAUCCAGUGGCGUCUCUGCCUCGCCUUGCAACUCGUCGCUCCUCUAGCGUUGAUUCUCCCCAGCCCCAAGCUACCUGAGUCUCCUCGCUAUCUGCUCCAGAAGGGUCGACACGUCGAGGCUCUCGCCCUGCUCUGCAGACUACACCACUCUCCCGAGGACCCACACGACAUCAUGGCCCGCGAAGAGUCGGUUCAGAUCCAGCGGCAGCUGGAACUCGACAAAAGCAUGCCCAAGGGCCUCGUAGCCAUCGUGCGGACCCCGUCCUUGUUCAAACGCUAUCUCCUCGGCGUUUUUGUCCAGUGCCUGGCCCAGUCCACUGGGGUACUGGUCGUCAAUAACUACCAAGUCAUCCUCCUUAACGGCCUGGGUUUGACUGGGUGGCUGCCACUCCUCCUUUACGCCAUCUACGCGUCCUGGGCCGCCGUCCUGAAUUUGGUCGCCGCUCUCAUCGUGGACCGAGCCGGUCGUGUCCGCUUAUUAUGCAUCGGCAUUACCGGAUGUGCCCUGAUGAUGACCGUCUACACCGCGCUGGUCGCCAAGUACUCGGGCACCACCAACAAGACGGGCCAGGCCUUUGCCGUCCUGUUUUUGUACCUAUUUGUGACCUUCUACGCCUUGUGCGUCGACGCCGUCAGCUAUGUCUACUGCUCCGAGAUCUUCCCCACCUCGUUGCGGGCCUCUGGUAUGGCGGCCUCGGUCACUGGACUCUUUGCCACGACCUUGCUCUACACCCAACCGGCACCUCAAGCGUUUGCCGUGAUUGGCUGGAAGUACUAUCUCAUUUUUAUCAUCGUGCCCAUCUGUGGCGUCCCCUUCCUUUACCUGUUCGCGCCCGAGACGAAAGGUUUGAGACUGGAGGAGGUCGGCGCUCUGUUCGGCGAGCAGAUCGCCAUCGACUUUACGCACAUGAACCCCGAGGAGCGGGCGCGCUUCGACCGCGAGCUGCUGCAUUCAGACGACGGGCCGGCCGAAAAGGUCUUGGAGAGCCCGAUCAAGUGA